CCGCGGACGAGCUCGGCGGCCGGAGCCCAGGGCAAAGUAGUCCCCGGAGCGCGCUGGGCCGGGCGGGCGGAGGCGCACGGCGGGCGCGGUGCUGCGGCGCAGCUGAUUAUUGAGGGGCCGAGCAGCCGCCGCCGCCGCCGCCGAGUCCGCACCGGAGACUUUGGGGCCUCACUAGUGUGUGAGCGGGGAUCUUCCGAGGAAGUGUGGAACCAGUGAAUGGUAGUGUCUAGAAAGGGUAUGUCCCUUCAAGAGAGAGGUGCCAAUGUCCAACCGGCCUAAUAACAAUCCAGGGGGGUCACUGCGACGUUCACAGAGGAACACUGCCGGGGCCCAACCACAAGACGACGCGAUAGGAGGAAGGUCACACUUAGGGCAGGCAAAACAUCAGGGAUAUAGCCCUCCUGAGAGUAGAAAAUCUAAUUCUAAGGCACCCAAAGUGCAGUCUAAUACUACUUCAGAACUGUCAAGGGGACACCUUUCUAAAAGAAGCUGCGGUUCAUCAUCUGCUGUCACAGUACCACAAUUGGAGGAUCCAGAAAGAGCCAGUACUUCAGAAAGGCAGAAAACAGUGCAGGUGCCUAAGAAAGACAAUUCUCGAGGAGUGAAACGCAGUGCUAGCCCAGAUUACAACAGGACCAAUUCUCCUAGCUCUGCGAAAAAGCCCAAAGCGCUUCAGCAUACUGAAGCUUCGUCAGAAACGAAGAAGCCACAUAGUAAGUCAAAGAAGAGACCUUUAGACCAGGAGCAACAGCUGAAAUCUGCACAGUCGCCAUCAACUAGCAAGGCUCACACCAGGAAGAGUGGGGCCGCUGGGAGUUCACGGAGUCAGAAAAGAAAGAGGACAGAAAGUUCUUGUGUAAAGAGUGCUGCUGGGUCCGAACCAACUGGUGCCGAAGAGAGAUCUGCAAAACCUACCAAGCUGGCUUCAAAAUCCGCCGCCUCAGCAAGAGCUGGCUGUAGCACCAUCACUGAUUCUUCUUCUGCUGCCUCUGCCUCCUCUUCGUCCUCUGCUGUAGCCUCGGUCUCCUCCACUGCACCAGCAGGAGCCAGGGUGAAGCAAGGGAAAGAUCAGAGCAAGGCCAGACGUUCCCGCUCAGCAUCCAGCCCCAGUCCCAGAAGAAGCAGCAGGGAGAAGGAACAGAGUAAAACUGGUGGCUCUUCAAAAUUUGAUUGGGCUGCUCGCUUCAGCCCGAAAGUUAGCCUUCCUAAAACAAAACUGUCUCUUCCAGGGUCUUCUAAGUCAGAGACAUCAAAACCUGGACCUUCUGGAUUACAGGCCAAAUUAGCAAGCUUAAGGAAAUCUACCAAGAAACGCAGUGAGUCCCCACCUGCUGAGCUCCCCAGCUUGAGGCGGAGCACACGCCAAAAGACCACGGGCUCCUGUGCUAGUACCAGCCGGCGAGGCUCUGGCCUGGGCAAAAGAGGAGCAGCUGAAGCUCGGCGACAGGAGAAGAUGGCAGACCCUGAAAGCAACCCUGAGGCCGUCAACCCGUCAGCUGCGCGGCCGGACGAGGCGCCCCAAGGAGCAGCAGCUUCUAGUUCUGUUGCAGGGGCUGUUGGCAUGGCCACUUCUGGGGAGAGUGAAUCUGAUGAUUCCGAGAUGGGGCGAUUGCAAGCUUUAUUAGAGGCCAGGGGUCUUCCUCCUCACCUGUUUGGUCCUCUUGGUCCUCGGAUGUCACAACUUUUCCAUAGAACGAUUGGCAGCGGAGCUAGUUCUAAGGCCCAGCAACUUCUACAAGGACUGCAAGCCAGUGACGAAAGCCAGCAGCUCCAGGCAGUUAUUGAAAUGUGUCAGUUGUUGGUCAUGGGAAAUGAGGAGACACUGGGAGGAUUUCCUGUCAAGAGUGUUGUUCCAGCUUUGAUAACAUUAUUGCAGAUGGAACAUAAUUUUGAUAUUAUGAACCAUGCUUGUCGAGCCUUAACAUACAUGAUGGAAGCACUUCCUCGAUCCUCUGCUGUGGUUGUAGAUGCUAUUCCUGUCUUCUUAGAAAAGCUGCAAGUCAUCCAGUGCAUUGAUGUGGCAGAGCAGGCCUUGACUGCCUUGGAGAUGCUGUCGCGGAGACACAGUAAAGCCAUUCUGCAGGCGGGUGGUUUGGCAGACUGCUUGUUGUAUCUCGAAUUCUUCAGCAUCAAUGCCCAAAGAAAUGCACUAGCAAUUGCAGCCAAUUGCUGCCAAAGCAUCACGCCAGAUGAAUUUCAUUUUGUGGCAGAUUCCCUCCCCUUGCUUACCCAAAGGCUAACUCAUCAGGACAAAAAGUCAGUGGAAAGCACUUGCCUUUGUUUUGCGCGUCUUGUGGACAAUUUCCAGCAUGAGGAGAAUUUACUCCAGCAAGUUGCCUCCAAAGAUUUGCUCACAAAUGUUCAACAGCUGUUGGUGGUGACUCCACCCAUCUUGAGUUCUGGGAUGUUUAUCAUGGUGGUUCGAAUGUUUUCUCUGAUGUGUUCCAACUGUCCAACUUUAGCAGUUCAACUAAUGAAGCAAAACAUUGCAGAGACGCUUCACUUCCUCCUGUGUGGUGCCUCCAAUGGAAGUUGUCAAGAGCAGAUUGACCUUGUUCCCCGGAGUCCUCAGGAGCUGUAUGAACUGACCUCUCUGAUUUGUGAGCUUAUGCCAUGUUUACCAAAAGAAGGCAUUUUUGCAGUUGAUACCAUGUUGAAGAAGGGGAACGCGCAGAACACAGAUGGUGCGAUCUGGCAGUGGCGUGAUGACCGGGGCCUCUGGCAUCCCUAUAACAGGAUUGACAGCCGGAUCAUUGAGGUAGCAGCCCAUCAGGUCGGUGAGGAUGAGAUAAGCUUGUCCACUCUGGGACGAGUUUAUACUAUUGAUUUUAAUUCUAUGCAGCAAAUCAAUGAGGACACGGGAACAGCACGUGCCAUUCAGAGAAAACCUAACCCCUUAGCCAAUACUAACACUAGUGGAUACUCAGAGCUAAAGAAGGAUGAUGCUCGAGCACAGCUUAUGAAAGAGGACCCGGAACUGGCUAAGUCUUUCAUUAAGACCUUGUUUGGUGUUCUUUAUGAAGUGUAUAGUUCCUCAGCAGGACCUGCGGUCAGACAUAAGUGCCUUAGAGCAAUUCUUAGGAUAAUUUAUUUUGCGGAUGCCGAACUUCUGAAGGAUGUUCUGAAAAAUCAUGCGGUUUCAAGUCACAUUGCUUCCAUGCUAUCAAGCCAAGACUUGAAGAUAGUAGUCGGAGCGCUUCAGAUGGCAGAAAUAUUGAUGCACAAGUUAUCUGAUAUUUUUAGUGUUUACUUCAGAAGAGAAGGUGUAAUGCAUCAGGUCAAACACCUGGCAGAAUCCGAGGCUUUGUUGACAAGUCCACCAAAGGUGUGUACCAAUGGGUCAGGAUCCUUGGGCUCCACAGCGCCUGUCACCAGUGCAGCGGCUACAGCGGCCACGAACGCCCCGGCUGACCUGGGCUCACCCAGCCUGCAGCACAGCAGGGAUGAUUCUUUAGAUCUGAGCCCUCAAGGUCGAUUAAGUGAUGUUCUAAAAAGAAAGCGACUGCCAAAACGAGGGCCAAGAAGGCCAAAGUACUCACCUCCAAGAGAUGAUGACAGAGUAGACAAUCAAGCUAAAAGCCCCACCACUACUCAGUCACCUAAAUCUUCUUUCCUGGCAAGCUUGAAUCCAAAAACGUGGGGAAGGCUCAGCACACAGUCCAACAGCAACACUAUUGAGCCAGCACGAACCGCAGGAGUUAGUGGUCUUGCCCGGGCUGCCUCAAAGGACACCAUAUCCAAUAAUAGGGAAAAAAUUAAAGGAUGGAUUAAGGAGCAGGCGCACAAAUUUGUAGAACGUUACUUCAGUUCUGAGAACAUGGAUGGGAGCAACCCUGCUCUGAAUGUGCUUCAGAGACUUUGUGCUGCAACUGAACUACUCAACCUCCAGGUGGAUGGUGGAGCUGAGUGCCUUGUAGAAAUUCGUAGCAUUGUCUCAGAGUCAGAUGUUUCGUCAUUUGAAAUCCAACACAGUGGAUUUGUGAAGCAGCUGUUACUUUAUUUAACAUCUAAAAAUGAAAAAGAUGCUGUUAGCAGAGAGAUCAGAUUAAAGAGAUUCCUUCAUGUCUUUUUUUCUUCUCCACUUCCUGGAGAAGAGCCUAUUGGCAGAGUAGAACCAGUGGGUAAUGCUCCUUUGUUGGCAUUAGUUCACAAGAUGAACAACUGCCUCAGCCAGAUGGAACAAUUUCCAGUCAAAGUGCAUGAUUUCCCUAGUGGAAACGGGACAGGAGGCAGCUUUUCUCUCAACAGAGGAUCACAGGCUUUAAAAUUUUUCAACACACAUCAGUUGAAAUGCCAGUUACAGAGGCAUCCAGACUGUGCGAAUGUGAAGCAGUGGAAGGGCGGCCCUGUCAAGAUAGACCCCCUGGCUUUGGUCCAGGCUAUUGAAAGAUACCUGGUUGUCAGAGGUUAUGGAAGAGUGAGAGAAGAUGAUGAAGACAGUGAUGAUGAGGGCUCAGAUGAGGAGAUAGAUGAGUCUCUGGCUGCUCAGUUCUUAAAUUCAGGAAAUGUAAGACACAGGCUGCAGUUUUACAUUGGAGAACAUUUACUACCGUAUAACAUGACUGUGUAUCAGGCGGUCCGGCAGUUCAGCAUACAGACUGAAGAUGAAAGAGAAUCUACAGAUGAUGAGAGCAAUCCCCUUGGAAGAGCUGGGAUUUGGACAAAAACUCAUACAAUAUGGUACAAACCUGUAAGAGAGGAUGAAGAAAGUAAUAAAGAUUGUGUUGGUGGUAAAAGAGGAAGAGCCCAAACAGCUCCAACGAAAACGUCCCCUAGAAAUGCAAAAAAGCACGAUGAGUUAUGGCAUGAUGGAGUGUGUCCAUCAGUAUCAAACCCUUUAGAAAUUUACCUCAUUCCCACACCACCUGAAAAUAUAACUUUUGAAGACCCGUCAUUAGAUGUGAUCCUCCUUUUACGAGUUUUACAUGCCAUCAGUCGAUAUUGGUAUUACUUAUAUGAUAAUGCAAUGUGCAAGGAGAUUAUUCCAACUAGUGAAUUUAUUAACAGUAAAUUGACAGCAAAGGCAAAUAGACAGCUUCAAGAUCCUUUGGUAAUCAUGACAGGAAACAUCCCUACAUGGCUUACCGAGUUAGGCAAAACCUGCCCCUUUUUCUUUCCUUUUGAUACACGGCAAAUGCUUUUCUAUGUAACUGCAUUUGAUCGGGACCGAGCAAUGCAAAGAUUACUCGAUACCAACCCAGAAAUCAACCAGUCUGAUUCUCAAGACAGCAGAGUUGCACCUAGAUUGGAUAGAAAAAAACGCACUGUGAACAGAGAGGAGCUGCUGAAACAAGCCGAGUCUGUGAUGCAGGAUCUGGGCAGUUCCCGGGCCAUGUUAGAAAUCCAGUAUGAAAAUGAGGUUGGCACAGGUCUUGGACCAACACUGGAGUUUUACGCACUUGUAUCUCAGGAACUACAGAGAGCUGAUUUGGGUCUCUGGAGAGGUGAAGAAGUAACCCUUAGCAAUCCAAAAGGAAGCCAAGAAGGGACCAAGUACAUUCAAAACCUCCAGGGCCUAUUUGCACUUCCUUUUGGUAGGACAGCUAAGCCAGCCCAUAUUGCAAAGGUUAAGAUGAAGUUUCGCUUCUUAGGAAAAUUAAUGGCCAAGGCUAUCAUGGACUUCAGAUUGGUGGACCUUCCUCUUGGUUUACCUUUUUAUAAGUGGAUGCUUCGGCAAGAAACUUCACUGACGUCACAUGAUUUGUUUGACAUUGACCCAGUUGUAGCCAGAUCAGUGUAUCACCUAGAAGACAUUGUCAGACAGAAGAAAAGACUUGAACAAGAUAAAUCCCAGACCAAAGAGAGUCUACAGUAUGCAUUAGAAACCCUGACUAUGAAUGGCUGCUCAGUGGAAGACCUAGGACUGGAUUUCACUCUGCCCGGGUUUCCCAACAUUGAACUGAAGAAAGGCGGGAAGGAUAUACCUGUCACUAUCCACAACUUGGAGGAGUACCUGCGACUGGUUAUAUUCUGGGCACUAAAUGAAGGUGUUUCUAGGCAGUUUGAUUCCUUCCGAGAUGGUUUCGAAUCGGUUUUCCCACUCAGUCAUCUUCAGUACUUCUACCCAGAGGAACUGGAUCAGCUCCUCUGUGGCAGUAAGGCAGACACUUGGGACGCCAAGACGCUGAUGGAGUGCUGCAGGCCCGACCACGGUUACACGCACGACAGUCGGGCUGUGAAGUUCCUCUUUGAGAUCCUCAGUAGUUUUGAUAAUGAGCAACAGAGGUUGUUUCUCCAGUUUGUGACUGGGAGCCCAAGAUUGCCCGUUGGAGGAUUCCGGAGUCUGAAUCCACCUUUGACAAUUGUCCGGAAGACAUUUGAAUCAACAGAAAACCCAGAUGACUUCUUACCCUCUGUAAUGACUUGUGUGAACUAUCUAAAGUUGCCGGACUAUUCAAGCAUUGAGAUAAUGCGUGACAAACUAUUGAUAGCAGCAAGAGAAGGGCAGCAGUCAUUCCAUCUCUCCUGAUUACAACGAGAAGUCAGUGUCUGCCUGUUACAGCAAAAGAAAAAUCAUGGUUUCUUUUCUAAAUGUAUCACCUGAGUCAAGGAAACAUGUUACGCCUUCUUGUGGUAGGAAAACGGCUUGCAGAUUCUAAGAGACACUUGGUUGAUAUUAAUGGCCCCAUGGACUUAAAGUGAUCAGGCCCUAAAAUGUUGUUGUGAUGAGGUUUCUUUAGCAAGUUCUUGUUUAAAUUAUCAUUUAUUUGAUGAGUGAAGUUUUUAACUUGCUUUGCUGUGUGAAAUUUGAAAAAAAAGGGAUGUUUUUCCAAGCUGGAAUAAUAAAUGUCGCUGUGCAGUUUAAUUCUGGGCUGUGUGUAUCCAUCUAGCAGAAUGUGCAGUCUUUCCUGCUGUACGUGCACAGACAUCAAAGCCCCCCGUGUUCCCGGCAGGCGGAGUCCAGUCGAGCAGCCCCUGUGCUUUCUGCUCCCCUCCGACCUUGUGCCCGAACUCCCCGUCUGGUUUACACAGUUGUCACAUUGUCGUUAGCCAUGGCUUUUGUUGUCCCAUGUUCUCUCCAAUUGAGACAUAAUCUAUGAUUCAAUGAAUUGAAAUACCUUGUCACUGCUAGGUAAACUUUUCUUCUAGCUUAGUUUGAAUCUAGUUGUAGUGUGGUAACUGACCUUUGACCCUGUGACAAGGUAGGACUGUUUACACUGACAUUCUGGCCACAUGGAUAGCAGCCUCUGGGAUGAAGGCACAGAAAGCUCAGGUGCUCAGAAUCAUUUCUUUGGCAUAAGUCAAAAUGUCUACAGCUUGGUUAACUAGAAUCUUUUUCAAUGCCGGCAGGGCGUUUUAAAUGGGUGUAAAUGUUUAAAUAAAACUGGAAGUUUUUAAUUCCUGUUGGAGUAAGCAGCUCUUUUUCUCCCUUGCCCAGUUUUUGUUCCCCUUCUCCCAGUGGUCACUUGGAACAGUUCAGCCUUUGUCUCACAGAGAAAAGCACCUGUUGGUAGUAACUUGAAGACAGUAUAAAGUGGAAAGAGAUUCCUUCCUUAAGUUUCAAAAUUACAUACACUUUAGAGAAAUUUCUGUACUUUAUUUCUGAAAAUGAAAAUGAUAGAUUUCCCCCGCCCCCCUCAAUUUUUUAAAUUGGCCUUUGGGAAGCCACUUUUCUUUCUUUUGGUCUAGUGAAGUCUUACCAAAUUAAGUCCUUAUAUACAUCAGUAGCCUUACAUGAAAACAUCUUCCCCUGGCAGCCAGCAUGGAAAGAGACCCCUCAAGGUGGGAGAGAACUGUCACAGGAACUGGGAGCCAGAGGAAUCUGUGCUUGUAAGAACUGAUAGCUUCAGCAAGAGGCUGAACCGUUAUUUGUUUUCAACUGGUCUGAUACCCUUUUUACAAGUUCUGUUAAAGUGUAAGUGUAUGUGAACAAAAUAGUGUUUCCUAUUAAAAAUCCUUAUUUUUAACUUUUUAUCCAUGUUGUGUCCUUGACAGGUCUGACCUCAUGGAUUCUAAGAGGAAUGUGUUGGUUUUGACUCAGACUCUGGAGUGUUUCAAACCCAGUGGUUUUUGUUCUUAAGCUUUCAGUCUUCGGCUUACUGUUUUGAGUUUGUCGGCUAGGAAAGCCUUUCUCAUUUUAAAGGGUCUCUUGGUAGAGGCCUUAAUGCAUAUUAGGGAAAAGACACGGACUCCAGUUGCUCUUACUCCAGUAUGCCUUAAAUUUGUUUGCUCAGUUGUCCUGUCAACAGACGCUAACUUCCCAGUGUGCUCUGGACACACAGAUAGGUGAUGACUGCAGUUUUCUUGUUCCUUUACUCUUGCUGUCAGAUGGAGUCAGGCAGGUGGCAGUCACAGCUGACACUGAAUCCAUGUUGUUAUUUAGGCAGUAACAGUGGACUGACUUUGUAGGAACUGAAGGAAGGAAAAGGUUGUUUAAUACAACUCUCCUCUUCCCCCAAAGAAGUGUUGUGUAAGUUCCAGGUGGUUUAACUGGGUAGCCUGGGCCAAGCCUGACAGAUAGGUUCACCACAGCUGCAAGAUUUGUACUUUUCUGCUUUCGAUUUAAUGUGUGAGUGCUGACAGAAAGCUUCUUGGAUUGUGGCAGUCCACCAAGAAGGCGGUGCGCUCAGCAUCCCUCUUCUGUGGGUAUGGCUGUUGAGUUGUUUGCGUAACAUGGAAAGGAGUGGUGCAGCCAAUCAAGGGGCCCCUCACUUCCUUCCCUGGAGUGACUUCCCAGGGCAUCUGAUGUGUAAAGAUGAGAGAACCAAGGCACGAAGUGCUGACUUGCACCUGCAGUAACUUAGCCCCACUUCUUGAUUUUCCACAAUAAAGAUUAUCAAGAGCAUAUUAGAGAUUGAUUGGUGUCCCGCUGACCCAUCCUGUCUGUGAAAGUGAGGUCAGGAAGUGGGAAUGUGGGAAUGUCAUUGACAUUCCAAGAAAAAGGAACUUGCUGUGGAACUCUGAAAAUAUAUUCAAAAAGCUAAUCCUUUCCUGAGGAGGGGGAUGCUGGAUGAGGUUGUAAAUUGACCGUUAGCAAAGAGAAGCAAACCCUGGCUCUCCUUUUGCACCUGUUUCUCCUGCUGUAAUGAGAAUGUUGUUUAGAAAUGUCAUCUCUGUAUUUAUUCUCUGAGAACUGCUCUUGUAUCAGUCUUGGGAUUGACUUGGCAAUAGUUUGCUUUCAUAGUAAGGAUAACCCAGUGACGAGUCUCCCAAAGCUUCUUUUGUUACCUCAACAACAGCAGCAACAUCCUGACAAACUAGAGCAUUUAUAUAUACAGAAAACAGAGUUGGCUGUUUUCCAAGAACACAAAGUUAACUGUUUUUAAUGCAAGGAACAAUUAUUGACUCUGAAGACUCACUCUGCAUAAAGGAGACAUUCUUUAAUAUUGGAAGCAGUGGUUUUAUUUUGACUACAAGCCUACUCAUAUUACCAAACUAUAACCAAUUGCUGAUCUCCUGUAAAGCGUUUUUUUCCUUUUAUCUCAAACAGUGAUUUAUAUGAACUGUUGGAAUAAUGGAACCUCAAACUACAGAUGUGUAUGUAAAACUGUCUAAAAUGCACUGACUUCCUCCUCCCUGACUAUAUUUUUAAUAAACGGCAUUAUCCUA
Messenger RNA from Ochotona curzoniae (black-lipped pika), 9549 nucleotides. RefSeq names its product thyroid hormone receptor interactor 12 (gene TRIP12). NCBI's taxonomy places the organism in Eukaryota, Metazoa, Chordata, Mammalia, Lagomorpha, Ochotonidae. The record is from RefSeq and is a predicted model, not a curated record. Gene Ontology annotation, cellular component: nuclear speck. Gene Ontology annotation, molecular function: zinc ion binding; ubiquitin protein ligase activity. Gene Ontology annotation, biological process: DNA damage response; regulation of double-strand break repair; protein polyubiquitination. The coding region runs from base 263 to 6469 and encodes 2068 amino acids. The transcript has 43 exons.